CGCUUGCGCGUUGUCUGCCUGUUCUCCCUGUGGUAACAAUGUGCAGGUACCCCGGGGAAGGACUCUUCAGUACUUCGUACAUUGAAUAUGGCACAAGGUCCCGUCUGUGAGAGUGGCAGUGAUCUGUGGCGACGCUCCUUUCCUCCCCGCAUCGCAUCCCGGCUGCCUAUCUCAGAAUGCGACUCGAUCGUUUUGUGGACUACGUUAAGACGGGGAGCAAAUCGACCAACGUAAAGACCGCCUGUAUGCAUUCUGCGCCAUGGAAGCCUUUGGACCAAUUAUGCUGCUGCUCCUCCAAGAAGAAGAGGACGAAAAGAGGAAGGUAAAGCGCCCUAAACGUAAAAAGGAGCGCAGGGUGGCACCUCCACCAAAACCUAAACCAAAAGCCCCACCGGCAUCUGCUCCGAAACAGCACAUCCUGGGGGCCAGGAGGCCGCGUAUAUUUAGGGAACGGACCGGUUUGGAAGGAUUGACUGAUGAGGAGGUGGUGGAAAGGUACCAUCUUCCUAAAGGCGCCAUCUUGGAUUUGUAUGAGUUAAUCAGGGUGGAUAUCGACCCACUGACACAGCGGAGCCAUGCCAUCCCUGGCAUGGUGAAACUCUUAAACUGCCUGCACUUUUUCACUUCUGGAUCCUUCCAGACCAAGGCGUCUGCGGUUGGCGGCGUGUCCCAGUCGACCUUCUCUAGGUUUCUGGUGCCGGUCAUUCAGGCCUUGAAGAAACACGUUCACGUGUUUAUUGGAUUCCCCACUAACCACGCUGACUGGCAAGCCUUAAAGAGGGGGUUCUUUCAGGUUGCAGGACUCCCACAUGUUAUUGGGGCUAUAGAUUGCACUCACGUGGCCCUUUCAGCCCCCCACGAAAGAGAAGAGAUCUAUAGAAAUAAAAAAGGCUACCAUUCUGUAAAUGUACAAGUGAUUGCAGACAGCAACUGCAGGAUCUUAAGUUUGUUUUCUGCGUUUCCAGGAAGCUCUGACGAGUCUUUUAUUUUAAGGCAGUCUUCUGUUUACGAAGGAUUCGAGGGUGGCAGGAUCGGUGGAGGGUGGCUGGUCGGAAGCACGAGUUACGAGUCUCGCCCGUGGCUGUUGACGCCGGUUCUGGAUCCGAGCACAGACUCAGAAAAGGCCUACAACGAAGCGCACUCUCGAACCCGCUCUGUGAUCGAUAAGACGUUCAAGCUCUUAAAAACACAGUUCAAGUGCCUGAACAAAUCCGGCGGCGGACUUCAGUACGAUCCGACCAAAGUGUCCGAUAUAAUUGUGGCUUGUUGUAUUUUACACAACAUUGCCGUGCAGCACAACAUCCCAACCAGAGCUGAGGUCCAGAAAAAUGAGAGAGCCCUGGAGAUGCCUAAAACCGAGCCGGAGCUCCAGGGCAGCUCACAAGCUGUACGAUCCAGAGUAAUCAGGGACUACUUCUCAUAGUACAUUUUUAUUAUUAUUUUUUUUUAAAUGUUUUUAUCUUUUUUGUUAGAAAAAAAAUUCUGAACGAGUUUAGAAAAAUAUUUCAAUCAUAGCAAUUUAG
Molecule: messenger RNA, 1523 nt
Organism: Spea bombifrons (plains spadefoot toad)
Lineage: Eukaryota; Metazoa; Chordata; Amphibia; Anura; Pelobatidae
Product: putative nuclease HARBI1
Exons: 3
Coding region: 260-1423 (387 amino acids)
Source: RefSeq, a predicted model, not a curated record